This is a messenger RNA of Malaclemys terrapin pileata, 5660 nucleotides long. It is a transcript of the gene LEPR, whose product is annotated as leptin receptor. The record is from RefSeq and is a predicted model, not a curated record. The coding region runs from base 304 to 2970 and encodes 888 amino acids. Lineage: Eukaryota; Metazoa; Chordata; Testudines; Emydidae. The transcript has 19 exons. Gene Ontology annotation, molecular function: cytokine receptor activity; protein binding. Gene Ontology annotation, cellular component: membrane; external side of plasma membrane. Gene Ontology annotation, biological process: cytokine-mediated signaling pathway.
UGGGGAGAACAGCCGCCGCCUGGCCCCGCGGGCCGCCUCCCUGCUCCUCCUCCCGGCGGCUGGACCCACGCCCCGCUGCAGAGCGUGGACUGAAGGGGCUUUGCCAGCUCGCUCCGCCCGGCAGCAGGCGGCUGGCUGGACGAGGCGUCCCAGGAGAGAUGGUCCCCGCGGGGUGACACGCGUGGAGAGUCCGGGCGGAGGAAGGGGCCGCAACACCGGGCUGCGGCGCCCGACCCAAAGAAGUCUUGACUUCGCAGCGAGCCCGGCUGAGUGCCCGGGGAAAGAUCCACUGUUCAGAACAAGAUGUAUUCGCAUAAACUUUUGACUGUGUUUCUGCACUUGGAUUUUAUUCGAAUGGCAGUUGCUCACUGUAUGGUACAUCAGAUUCCAGCGUCGAGCUUUAUGCUGCCUUGCAUGUCACCGAAUGAGACUUCUGUCAUUCCUUUGACUGCUGGUGUUGUAGCGAGCGGUCCUGGGUUGCACGGAGAGCAUGGAACUGCUGAAACCAGCUCUCUGGUGCUGGUGGCUGAAGAGAGUUUCCUCUGUUGCCUUUGGGGUGAAACACAUGCAAAUUGUUCUUUGUACACAGCAGGCAUGGAAACAAAAAAAUUUACGUCCUCAGAAAUAAGUAGCUUAGCUCCUCAGCAAACAGAUUUAAGCUGGAACAUUCAAUGUUGGACUAAAGGAGACCUAGAACAGUUCGUUUGUAUCCUGAAAUUGUCUAACAAGAAGUCGUACUUGAAUGGAGAAUUUAAGAUUAAUCUUUUAUAUGUUCUAUCAGAGUUGUCAUUGGAAGACAUGUCUACAGGUUCUCUAAAAGGCAAUUUCAUGGUUACUCCCUGCAACAGCAAUGGGUCUGACAAGUACGAAUGUCACAUACCUUCACUGAAACUCAACUACACUUAUAUUACAUGGUUAAACAUCAUAAAUGGGGUAACACUUCUUCAGUCACCUUUAAUGUCGGUCAGACCCAUAAAUAUUGUAAAGCCUGAACCUCCAUUGAACCUGCGACUAGAAAUGACAGACAAAGGACAGUUAAAGAUCUGUUGGUCCAACCCAGUACUAACACCAUAUCCGCUUCAGUAUGAAGUGAAGUUUUCUGGGAACGCUACUCAAAAUGCCUGGCAGGUGGUUGAGAUUGUCAUAGAAACCUCCCUCAUCAUAGGCAAUAUGCUGGCUGGUUCUUCAUCUUUAGUUCAAGUACGGUGCAAGAGUCUUCAUGGUCCAGGAUUCUGGAGUGAUUGGAGCACACCUUAUAAUUUAAACACAGAAGAUGUCAUGUACUUCCCUCCUAAGAUACUGACGAGUGUUGGUUCUAAUGUUUCCUUUCAUUGCCUCUAUAAUGAUAAAAACAAGAUGAUUUUGUCGAAGAAGAUUGUUUGGUGGCUGAAUUUAGCAGAAGAAAUCCCAGAGAGACAGUAUACACUUGUGAAUGAUCGUGUUAGCAGAGUUACUCUUUUCAACUUGAGUGCAACAAAACCUAGAGGAAAAUUCUUCUAUAAUGCAUUGUACUGUUGUAAUCAAAACAGGGAAUGUCAUCAUCGAUAUGCUGAAUUAUAUGUAGUAGAUGUCAAUAUCAAUAUCACAUGUGAAACUGAUGGGUACUUAACUAAAAUGACUUGCAGAUGGUCCGCAAACACAAAUACAUUGCUUGUGGGGAGUUCUUUACAGUUAAAAUACUACAGGAAUAGUAUCUAUUGUUCUGACUUUCCAAGUAUUCCUCCAAAGUCGGAGGCAAAAGAAUGCCAUUUACAGAGGAAUCAUUAUUACGAGUGUACAUUUCAGCCUAUUUUUCUUUUAUCUGGAUAUACCAUGUGGAUAGAGAUAAAGCACCAACUAGGAAAACUUGAAUCCCCACCAACCUGUGUCAUUCCAGCAGAUGUGGUGAAGCCGUUUCCUCCCUCUAACGUUAAGGCAGAAAUCACCAAGAAUGUUGGGCUGCUGAAUGUGAGCUGGACAAACCCAGCAUUUCCGAACAGCGAUCUUAAGUUUCAGAUUCGGUACUCUGUGAACAGGGAAGAAAUAUUAUGGGAGAUAUUUGAGGUUUCAAAUGCACCAACAAGAUCAGUCAUGAUAAAGGUACUGGACCUUUGUGUUGUAUAUAUUGUUCAGGUGCGCUGCAGUGGACUAGAUGGAUUAGGUUACUGGAGUGAUUGGAGUAAACCAGCGUAUACCAUUGUACAGGAUAUUCAAGCUCCCCUGAGAGGUCCUGAAUUUUGGAGAGUUAUUAAUGAAGAUCCCAUAAGGAAGCAGAAAAAUGUUACUUUAGUUUGGAAGCCAUUGAUGAAGAAUUACUCAUUAUGCAGUGUGUGCGGAUAUAUUGUAAAGCAUCACACUUCAGAAAACAUCACUUGGACGGAAUAUGUCACCAAUGGCACUACCUAUACAUAUCCAUGGAUGGAGGAUGCAGACACCAUUACAAUUCUAGCUGUUAACUCAGUUGGAGCUUCCUCAAUGAAUUUUAAUUUAACUCUGUCACAGCACAUGAGCACAGUGAAUAUCGUGCAAUCACUCAGUGCUUAUCCAGUAAACAGCAGUUGUGUAAUUCUGACCUGGACACUUGCACCUCAAAUGUAUGUGAUAACGUCUUUUGUUAUCGAAUGGAAAAACCUUAAUGAGGAAGAACAAAUGAAAUGGAUACGAGUUGCUCCAAAUAUUAGCAAAUACUAUAUUUAUGAUCAUUUUAUUCUUAUUGAGAAGUACCAGUUUAGCCUGUACCCAAUAUCCCCUGAAGGAGUAGGCAACCCCAAAACGACUGAUGAAUUCAUCAAAGAUCGGAGUGAAAAAUGGAAUGAUGCAGGCCUCUAUGUGAUUCUACCAAUAGUUAUUUCAUCCUUCGUUUUGUUGCUUGGAACUUUGCUGAUCUCGCAACAAAGAAUGAAGAAACUGUUCUGGGAGGAUAUUCCAAACCCCAAGAACUGCUCCUGGGCACAAGGAGUUAAUUUUCAAAAGAGAAUGGACAUUGUUUGAAGUCUAAUCAUGAUCACUUCCUGCUGAACCAUUGUGCCAGCUCCCAGACUUCAUAUACAGAAUUGUUAGAAGAUUUUUCUGUUUACAUUCAGAAGACAGGAAACACAGAUACAAUACAUGAUGAUUGAUUUAAAGAUAGUCCUGGAAAUAGUUUUGUUCAAUACUUAAGAUGCCCAUGCAAAAUCAGGGACAAUUGCCAUAUUGCAGCCUAGAGCAGGGUUUGCUACACAUGUAGGCAAAAAUCUUGCUUGAAAUCACAUUUUUAACCUUUGUUUAGUGACCUGUUUAUUAAGGCUCUGACUUGCAAAGGGCUGAACACUUUCAUCUCCUAGACUUCAAUAAGAGUUGAGAAUGCCCAGCACCUAUGAGGAUGGAGCCAUAGAAGCAGAAAUAUCAGAAUGGUCUGAGAUUCAGCUAGUUAAGUGCAAGACUUGCCCAGUUAUCAACUUAAAAUAUUUUUUUAACAGAGUUAUUGGUUGUUUAUUCAAGAACUAGCCUGAUAUUGAUGCUGAACAGCUUUGGGAAUUUCCACAGACUUCAGGCAUGUUGAGGAGACCAAACCCAGCCUCUGGAUGUGCACAGCACUCCCAUUAAGGUCAAUGGGAGCUGAUCACAUGCAUCUGAGUGCAGAAUUUAGUCCAAAGAAUUUGCAGAAAUAAUUUAGAAAUGUUCAUUGUGCCUUAGUUUUCUCUGACAAAAACCAUUGUCCAUGUUAUUUUGUGUAGACAGGUACUUCACUCACUAUCAUUUAAACACAUAGCUAUUCCCACAGCCACUUUAAUAAUAGUGUCUGACAUUAGGGGUGUGUGUGUGUGUGUGUGUGUGUGUGUGUGUGUGUGUACACAAAUCUGUUGUUACCCUUAGUAUGGCCACUUCUGCUUAGUGUAAUCUCCAUUUAGCAUCAUUUCCUGUUUGUAGCUAACCUAUUACUUAUUAUAUUAAAGUCUUUUCUUUCUUUUUUGUUUAAAGUGUUGCUGUAUUGUUAGAAUGCAAAGAAUAUCAUUUAAUAUUAAACAAAGUUCAUUGAAAUAUAUAAUAUAGAGUCUGGUCCAAAGCUCCCUGAAGUCAGUGAGACUCUUUCCAUUAGAUACAUGGAGCGAUGGACCAGCACCACAGUGCUGCUAUACUGACAGCAAUGGAGAAAAUGCUUUACAGUUUUGAAAAGUAUCAAAUAUGGCUGUAGGGCUUUGAACAAAGAUUUGUGCAUUGCUGGAGGAAGUGUGUGAGUUGCACAGAGACCUUUUUAUUUACUUAAUUAACUUAGCUAUAUAUAGAAAAGGAAACUUAUCACCACCGGCCCAAUAACUCGCAUGUUGGAUCAGGGACUGUGGGCCUGAUUCUCCUCUCACGCUGGUGUAAAUCAGGAGUAAGUCCAUUAAGAUCAGUGAAGUUAGACUAAUUUACAAACAGCCAAAGGAGAGUAAAGGAUUUAUACUCACAUGACAUUAUUCCAUAUUCUUAUGUCCUGUUGGGUUCCUAGCUAAGGAGAAAGAAGUUAUGCAUGUGAAUAUAAAGUGUAUUGUGCUGAAUGGGAAAUUGAAGGGUCAUGUGACCCUUUGACACCUUGUACUGCAAUACAGUCUAUAUAUUUAAUGCAUGCUUCCUUCGUACACUUUAUUAAUCUCAGUGAAAAUUGGGUCACUUGGGUAUGUCUACAAUGCAAUAAAAGACUCAUGGAAUGGCUGCAGCUGGCCCGGGUCAGCUCACUUGGGCUUGCAGGGCUUGGGCUGUGGGGCUAAAAAUUGCAGUUUAGGCAUUUGGGCAAAGGCUGGAGCCCGGGCUCUGAAACCUUGCAAUGCAGGGGCGUCUCAGAGCCCAGGAUCCAGCCUGAGCCUGACUGUCUACACUGCAACUUUUAGCCCUGCAGACCAUGCCCUGUGAACCAGUCAAUUCACCAGACUCGUUAUUUUUAUUGCAGUGUAGACGUAACCAUACUGAUGAGCACCGUUGUGCGUCUCUGAUUCCAUGUGCAUCCGAGGCCAGGGUCUAUACUCCUUUGAAAAUAGAAGGAAUUUAUGCAGCUGGGGCUAGAUUCUUCCCUUAUUUAUGUGAAUGCAAUUUCCAGUGGGAAAAACGAAGUGCAGAACUUGUACUAUAACUCUCAUUAGCUUUGAGACCCAUUGCCUGAAUAAAAUUUCCACAUAUCAGCACUAGAAACCUCUAACGUCCUUAUGUCUGAAGCCAUGUGUAACUCUUAUUUUCUUUUGAUACGUCUGUCAGAAUACAAGAUUAACUAGAUUCAAUAAUUGGUUACUAAUGUGUGUAUUUAUCGCUUCCUGGCUCUCCGAGCUCUGGUCAAGUGAAAAAAUUCUCUAAGUUAUAUCUGUUCUGUGAUUGAUUCUGCAAGGCUGUAUUUAUGGAGUAUUAGUUUAACAAAAUAUUAUCAUUUUUAACCAUUAAUGCAGUACGGUAUAGGAUGAGUAAAUCCUGCGUCUGUACUGCAAUCUUGCAAAAUGUACACAUGUGCUUAAUGUUAAGAUCAUGGGUGAUCCCACUGAUUUUCCAGUGAAAUGACUCUUGUACUUAAGGAUAAGGAUGUGAAUAAGUGUUUGCAGGAUUGGGUCAUAGGGUCUAAUCCUGCAGACCUUACUUAUCUAAAGCUCCAAAUGAUUUCCAAGGGAGAUAUGGCUGAGUAAUGACUAUGGCACUAUCCCUGAAAAGAUGUAUGCACAUGUUUAACUUUACAUAGG